Abrus precatorius (Indian licorice) is the source of this 3704-nucleotide messenger RNA. Its product is annotated as putative disease resistance protein RGA1. Bases 90 to 3704 code for a protein of 1204 amino acids. Gene Ontology annotation, biological process: defense response to other organism. NCBI's taxonomy places the organism in Eukaryota, Viridiplantae, Streptophyta, Magnoliopsida, Fabales, Fabaceae. The transcript has 5 exons. The record is from RefSeq and is a predicted model, not a curated record. Gene Ontology annotation, molecular function: ADP binding.
CCUCGGUACAUAUAUUAGCGGUGUCUUUCCCAAAACAGAAAUUUACGCAGUGGAGCUCUAUUAGAUCAAGCGUUCUUCUAUUUGGUGUUAUGUUAAUGAUGGCAGAGCAAAUUCCAUUUGGUGUUGCUUCCAAUCUCAUUGACAGGUUGGCUUCAGCUGAAUUUCUUGAAUUUGGACAGAAGUAUGAUGUGAUGGAAGAGUUGGAAGAGCUUAAGAACACAAUUGAAUCCAUCAACGAUGUGCUCCUUGAUGCCGAUAAUAAACAAGAACAAGCUCGCGUGCGAAAUUGGAUAAGAAGGUUCAAAAAAGCACUUCAUUAUGCAGAUGACUUCAUAGAUGAUCUUGCUAUUGAGUAUAUGAGACACAACAUGGAUGCAGGACAAGGAAAAGAAGUGACAAAGGUACUUUAUCCCCUUUCAUCUUCAAAUCGAAUUGAUUUUCCCAUCCAAAUGGCUGAUGAAAUAAAGAAAACACGAGAAAGUUUUAAUGAUGUUGUAGAAGACACGUUUAAAUUGAAUUUAAGCCCAAGAACUAUGGUGGUUAAGCAAACUAAUAGUGAAUGGAGGGAGACAGAUUCUGUGUUAGAAUCAAAUAUUGUUGGAAGAAAUGACAGUAGAAAGGAAAUUAUAACUUUGUUGAUGGAAUCACAUAAAAACCAAAAUAUUUCUGUGAUUGCCAUUGUAGGCAUUGGUGGUGUGGGGAAGACAACUCUUGCUCAAUUAAUAUAUAAUGAUUUGGGAGUGCAGAAUUCUUUUGAAAAGCGAAUGUGGGUGUCUGUCUCUGAUAACUUUGAUGUAAAGAUCAUUGUAAGGAAAAUAUUAGAAUCAUGUACUUGUAGCCAAAUUGAAGACAAGUUAUCAUUAGACAACUUGCAAAAAAUGCUACGUGAAGAAUUAAGUGGUAAGAAAUAUUUGCUAGUCCUUGACGACAUUUGGAAUGAAAAUGAUAGCAAGUGGUCUAAAUUGAGAACUUAUUUGAUGUUUGGUGCUCAAGACAGUAAGGUCUUAAUGACAACUCGAAGUGAAAUUGUAGCAAAGACAAUGAGUGCAAGCACUUCCUAUCAUUUGAAUGGUUUGACUGAAGAAGAAUCUUGGAAUCUGUUAAAGAACAUUGCAUUUGAGGAUAAUACCGAAGGAUUGAAUCAAAAUCUAGAAUUAAUUGGUAAAGAGAUAGCGAAAAAAUGUAAAGGGGUUCCAUUGGCAAUUAAAACACUGGGAGGCUUGUUACGAGGACAAAAUGAAGAAAGUGAAUGGGAAGAUGUUUUAAUUGGUGACUUCUGGAAAUUAUCUGAAGAGCAAGACAGUAUCAUGCCAAUUCUAAAACUCAGUUACCAAAACUUGUUGCCUGAAAUGAGACAAUGUUUUGCUUAUUGCUCUUUAUAUCCCAAGGAUUCGAAAAUUUUAAGGGAUGAAUUGAUUCAGUUAUGGAUGGCACAAGGUUACCUCAAAUGUUCAACUAAAAAGAAACACAUGGAAGAUGUCGGUAAUGAAUUUAUAAAUAUUUUUUUGAUGAACUCAUUUUUUCAAGAUCCUGUCAAAAGUAGAUAUGGUGAGAUCACUAGUUUCAAAAUGCAUGAUUUAAUGCAUGAUCUUGCAAUGCUUGUUGCUGGCAAUGAUUAUUGUUUCUUAGAUGAUAAGGCAGAAAAUCUAGAAGGCAGACCUAUGCACGUAUCAUUGGAAUUCAAGGCCAUUCAUUUACUGAAAUCAUUAGAUCCCAGCAGGCUACGAACUUUGAUUUUGAGGGAUGGCAAUGAGGGAGAAUUCUCUGUUAUUUCAAGCUUUAAGUACUUACGCAUCUUGAAGAUGCCGUAUUAUUCUUUACUUGAGUUGUCUGAUUCAAUUGAAAAUUUGAAGCAUUUAAGAUAUCUCCAGUUUUUCCCUGAGGAAGGACAAAUAAGUCUUUUCAAAUCUAUAAGUAAUCUUAUUUGCUUACAAACGUUAAAAUUGGGUCGAUACGACGAUGAAUUUGUUUCACAACUCGUCACAAAAUUAGUCAAUUUAAGAUGCCUUGAUAUUGAUAUUGUUCCUUUGCGAUCCUUAAGGGGGAUGGCAGUUGGGUUGGGAAAAUUGUCUUCGUUGCAAUUCUUAUCCAACUUUCUGGUGGGAGAAAGCCAAAAUAGAAAAUAUGGCACCCUAAAUGAAUUGAAGGACUUAAACCUCAGAGGAGAAUUAACAAUUAACUAUCUGAACAGGGUAAGAGACGCGACUCAGGAAUCACAGGAUGUAAAUUUAAAAGAAAAAGAUCUCCUUCAAUCCCUGUGUCUAAAAUGGCAAGAUGAAGAUGAAAUUGAUUACAGUGACAGCUCACAAUUAUUAAAAAACCUUCAGCCCCACCAUAAUCUUAAGCAAUUGAACGUGCUGGGGUAUCCAGGCAUCGUUUUCCCAAAUUGGCUUUCUUGCCUCACAAAUGUUGUUGAAAUCCAGCUGAAUUGGCUUCUCAAUUGCCGAUGUCUCCCACCGUUGGAACGUCUCCCAUCCCUGAAGUCACUUCGGUUAGACGGUCUUCAUGAAUUGGAAUACAUAUAUCUUGAAGAUGGUUUUGCAGUAACAUUCUUCCCGUCUUUGGAGAUCCUCAAGUUACGUGGUUGUCCCAAUCUUAGGGGAUGGAAGAGACUUGGAGAUGAUAUCAUUGAUUCACAUCAUCACUCCUUACCUCCGUUUCCUUUUAUUUCCCAGCUACAAAUCUCUCUCUGUCCAAAGUUGACUUGCAUGCCUACUUUUCCAAAUGUUGAGGAUUUGUAUUUGCAUGCUUGUGGUGUGGAGCCAUUAAUAGCCACGUUAAACACAACUGCGUCAACAUGUUCAGAUGACUCGUCUUCCUACACUGCUCCUCUUUCCAUGCUCAAACGCCUGUGCUUUUAUCAUCAUCCUCUAAAUUUACCAAAGCGUUGGAUGCAAAAUCUGACUUCUCUCGGGUUUCUUAAACUUGGAUGGUCUGAAAGUGAAGCACUUGAGGAAUUUGAAACUUGUUUUAAUGACAACACCAACUGCCUUACUUCUCCACGACAAAUAAUCAUAAGACUAUGUAAAAACCUAAAGACUUUGCCAGAUUGGAUUUGCAACAUCUCAUCACUUGAGCAUAUCAAGAUCUCCGAUUGCCCAAAUUUGGCAUCGCUGCCCGAAGGAAUUACUCGUCUUACCAACUUAAAGAUCUUUGAGGUCAGGAAUUGUUCGCUCUUACUUAAAGAAUGCCGAACAAAAACGAGUGUUGUUAGCACCCAAAUUGCACACAUCCCAGAAAUCAUCCUUAGCGGUAAAGUUGUCAACAGUUUGUGGUGGGUGCCAAAUAUGGCAAAUACUAUAAGGAAGGGUGAUGAGCCUGUGUCUGGUGAAGGGACAGUUUUACAAAAGCUUAAUCUAUGCAACAUUGGAGGCCUUAUUUGUUGGGUAGAAGUUUCGUAUUCAGAUCAAAAGAGUUUGGGGCAUCUUUUACAGCAGCAUAUCACCAUUGUGGCCCAACAGAAUUGGCUGGCAAAGCUCUUGGGCUAUCAGUUUGAGAUUAUAUACAAGCCUGGUCCUGAGAAUAAAGCUGUGGACUCCUUGUUUAGAAUGUUUGAAGAUGGCGAGUUAAGGCAGAUUGCCUCUUUUUCCGUUUGGUUACAGGACCAGCACAUUAGCAAGGAAAAAGAAUCUUACCCUUUCUUGAAACAGGUGGAGCAUGACUUAUUGCAGGAUGCUCAUUCUCGUCCUGGGUUCAGUUUAUAG